Molecule: messenger RNA, 2373 nt
Organism: Physella acuta
Lineage: Eukaryota; Metazoa; Mollusca; Gastropoda; Physidae
Product: SERPINE1 mRNA-binding protein 1
Cellular component (GO): nucleus; cytoplasm
Molecular function (GO): RNA binding
Source: RefSeq, a predicted model, not a curated record
AAAAUUCACCUUGCAUGCGCAUUAUUUUGUGCGCGAAGCACGCCAUCUUGCUGAACUGAAGUCUUACAGGGGAAAAGGCCGUAAGGUCCAAAUCUAAAAACAUCCUCUCAUCCAAAGAGGAAAAUGGACCAUCAAUACGGCAUAGCAGUUAACAACAAAUUUGCGCUCUUCCUGGACGAAGAUGAAGACCCCUUAGAGGUCUUAUCAAGACAGGAGGAGCAGGCUAAGAACAAGAAAAAAGACGAUGGGGAAAAGAAGCCGUCAAAAUCGAAACAGAAGAAGCCUGCUGUACCUGAGACAAAAGCUAAAGUGCCUGAGCAGCCGGUAGUAAAAAAGGAAGAAAAAACCACACCUGCACGGCAGAAUGAGAGAGGCCGUGGUGGGAACAGAAACAGAGAGCCACGUGAAAUUAGGGACAAUGAGAAUGAUAAGCGUCCACCCCGAAGGCAGGCCCCUAAAGAAAAUCGUGAAGUGAGAGUAGGUGAUGAGAAUGUGCCCCCUGAAUUUAGGGAAAGACCAGACACUGGCUUCCGUAGAAGAGAAGAUCGUGGUGAUAGAGAAGGUGGAUUUGGUGGAGAAAGAGGACGGGGUCGUGGAAGAGGCAGGGGCAGAGGUGGUCGAGGGAGUGAUAGAGGAGGCUUUAGUGGACCUCGUGGUGGCUUUGGUGAGCGAUUGGAUAGGAAGAGGGAGUUUGAUCGCCACAGCGGAACCGACAAAACUGGUGUCAAGCCUGUAGAAAAAAAAGAAGGUGGGGGCUCUUACAAUUGGGGAAAUUUCAAGGAUGACCUAGAGGAGUCUGCACCACAGACUGAGGCCAAUGAGUGGGCUAAUCAGCCAGAGCCAGGGAAUGAAAACCCUGAUCUCAAUGAGGCUGUUGAAGGUGAGCAAGCUCCUGUAGGAGAGGCUUCGUCAAAUGAAAUGACAUUGGAUGAAUGGAAAGCUUUGCAGACUCAAAAUAAACCCAAGGCAGAGUUCAACAUCAGACAGCCUGGGGAAGGUGAAGACGGAUCUAGAUGGUCUAAGGGUCGCGAGUAUCAUAAAAAGCAUGAGGAGGAAGAAGAAGAGGAAGAAGAAUCCGAGGAAGAGGAUGAGGAGGAUCGCCAUGCUCGUGGCAAGCAUUUGGUGACAGAUAUUCGCAUUACCUUUAAUGAUCCUCCAAGGCGAGGUCGUGGUAGGCGUGGAGGCAGAGCCGGUAUGGAGAGGGGCGGCAUAGAAAGAGGUGGUCGUGGAUCCCGCGGAGGUACAAAAGGUAUGGGUGGCAAGCCCAGAGAAUCAGCCCCACGAUUCGAUGAUGAAGCUGAUUUCCCUUCUCUUGUGAAGUCUGCUGCCUAAUGGGCAAUGAAACCAAUGUUAAAUUGUUCAGUUUUUACACUGGAUAGGCUUAGUUCAAGGACAUCUUAAUAUUGGUGUACAAGAAUUAUUUUAUUUUCAUAAUCUAGGGAAAUUCGUUUCUCUAGUGCAUCUGCAGAUUCCUUUAAAACUCUUUGUAAAUAUGGUGACGACUGCCAUGGAAAAUUGGUCUUUGUUGACACUUCGCCGAGAAUGUUUUUCACUUUGAUAAUGUGUUGCAAGUAAACUUUUGCAUAAAUAUAGUUCAUUACCUCUUAUGUGAGUGGCAGACAUGUAUCAGACCAGUUAGUGUGCCAGGUAUAGUGGUCAUAUACUAAGUACAUGACCUGGUUUAAAUUUUUUGCCAGGGCAAAAUACCUGGAUAAGACAAAGACAGUAACCACUGAUGACAGUUUUUUAAGGUGUUCUAUUGUCAGGAAGUGUCCAUUUUUUCGCUUAUUCCAUGCAUCAUGUACAUUUUUGCUCCAUAUACACUUCAGUGUAAGUGCACACUGUUAUUUCUAAGAAUGUUUAUUGUAUGACUAAAACACAUCCAUCUCAUUUGUCAGUUCAUUCAUCACAGACUGCCAUUGUUCUCGUUUUAUUGGUUCUUAUCAUGUACUGUAUUUAUUUGAACCAAACAAGAUAGGUUUUUUUUAAGGUAGUUUUUAAAAGUUAGUAUUUAAUGAUGGUAGAUUUAUCAAAAUGUUUCAAAAUGUUCUAAGCAGUUAAAUUGCUAACAUCUUAUGUUUUAGUUGAUUUUAAGAUUUUACUUUUUCAAAAUUCUUAUUAAUGGAGAGAAUCACUUGUGGCUUUUAAUUUUCCUCACAUUUAUAAUAAAAGAACUUGCAACAUUGCCAAAGUGCUGCUGUCUCUAAGAAGUGAGAUUCUGCAUGGGUAUGCUGUGUGGAUGGUUUUGUUUUGCGAGAUCUCAGUCUUGCAUGUGGUAUAAAUUUUGACAGAACAGAAUGUUGCCUUCAAGGUUGUCUGUGUAUUUGUGUGAUUUGUUUUUGAAACAAAUUAAAUUAAAAAAAAAUAUCCCUU